UGUGUCCAUGUGAGCCGCCAUCUUUGGAGGCAGAUGAGCGCGCUCCGCUCGUCGUUACUACAAACUUGAGUUCACCGUGGACGCGCAAACACACACACACACACACACACACACACACUUCCGUGCGAAUAUGUCCAACAGAAACACGCCGAACAGCGGCUCUCCUCAGCCGGGGAGACGCGGGACCGACUCCCCGGCCAUGGAGCAGCAGCAGGCGGCGAACAAAGACAGCCCGGCACCUCAGCAGCAGCAGCAGCGGCCGGAUGAGGAGGCGUCUCCCGCGGCGGAGCAAGCGGAGGGAGCCGGGGAAGGAAGCGGAGAAGCUCCGGCUAAAAUGACUCUGGAUAUCGCGAGUUUUCGGAGACCUGGAGAGAAGACGUUCACGCAGCGGUGUCGCCUGUUCGUCGGCUGUUUGCCGUUCGACAUCCCCGAGGAAGAGUUCACCAACAUGUUCGCCAAAUAUGGGAACGUCAACGAGGUGUUCAUCAACAGAGAGCGGGGCUUCGGCUUCAUUCGCCUGGAAACAAAGAUGCUGGCAGAGAUCGCUAAAGCAGAGCUGGACGGGACCAUUCUGAACAAUCGACCAAUCAGGGUCCGGUUUGCGACACACGGCGCCUCCCUCUCUGUCCGCAACCUUCUGCCCGUCGUGACCAACGAGCUGCUGGAGCAGGCGUUUUCUCAGUUUGGACCCGUGGAGCGAGCCGUCGUGGUGACAGACGACCGCGGUCGUCCCACAGGGCGGGGCAUCGUGGAGUUUGCGAACAAGGCGGCGGCGAGGAAAGCUCUGGAGCGCUGCACCGAGGGAGCGCUGCUGCUCACCACCACGCCGUGUCCCGCCAUCGUGGAGCCGUCGGAGCACGUAGACGACGACGAGGGACUCCCUGAGAAGCUGCUGCAGAAAAUCCCAAAGUACCUCAAAGAACGGGAGCAGCCGCCACACUUCGCUCAGCCCGGCACGUUUGACUUUGAGUACUCGUGUCGCUGGAGAGCUCUGGACGAGCUGCAGAAGCAGCAGAAGGAGCAAGUGGACAAAAGCAUCCGCGAGGCCAAAGAGAAGCUGGAGGCGGAGCUGGAGGCGGCCAAACACGAGCAUCAGCUCAUGAUGAUGAGACACGAUCUGAUGAGGCGUCAGGAGGAGCUGAGGAGGCUCGAGGAGCUCAGGAACCAGGAGCUGCAGAGACGCAAGCAGAUCGAGAUGAGACACGAGGAGGAGAGGAGGAGGAGAGAGGAGGAGAUGAUGAGGCACAGAGAGCAGGAGGAGCUGAGGAGACAACCUGGAAACUACCUGGAAAAUAGGGAACAGGAAAUGAGAGCGGGGGAUCUGGGCCCGCGUGGAGAUGGUUACAACCAGGCCUCUGCUGCGCCCGGCGCUAACCAGGGCGCUAACCAGGGCGCUCACCAGGGCACUCAGAUGAUGGGCAUGAGUGGAAGGGGCGGAGCCAUCGGCCCGGAGGGAAGUCCAAACAUGGGCGUGCAGUUAAUGCCAGAGAACGGAGCCAUGAGAAACGAUAGAUACUCACAGGGUGGAUCAGUGGGGGGUCGGCCUGAGGUCGAGUCACCUAAACAGCAGCAGCAGCAACAACAGCAACAACAACAGCUGCAGCAACAACAACAACAGCAGCAGCAGCAGCAACAACAACAGCUGCAGCAGCAGCAACAACAGCAGCAGCAACAGCUGCAGCAGCAGCAGCUCGGCCCUCAAGGAGGAGCAGCCGCAGGGUUUGGCAUGGGAAAUCCAGCAGGGGGCGUCUUUGACGGGCCAAAUAACAAACGCCGCAGAUACUGACCUCAUGGAUCUUUGUUACUGUUUAAUUUUAUUUUUUUAAAUACGUGUUUUCUGUUUAGGAUUUACUUGUUCAUUUUGUGGAAAAAAACUGAAUCUAAUGACUUUUUUAAUGUUUACUUCAGCAAAUAAUGUGAAUUUAAGUGAUCGUUAGGGUUUGAAGUGUGGACGAGUGAAGCAGCUGACUCACCAACACAAAGAAUCACUGAUAUUAGACACUUAACUUAAGACUUUUCUCAUAAAACAUGUGUCAGUUUAAGUCUACGAUAUGUUAGAGUGUGUGUUCACGUCUUUAUCUCACUGUGAGACGGACUUUUCCAACAGGAAACUGAAGUUUGUAAACCACUCACUCUCCCACACCAAAGCCCAUAGAGAAAACCAGUGAUUUUAACAUCACACACACACACACAGGAGUUGUUGAUCCACUGCUGCCUCCAUCACUAAGUUCAAACAUCUUAUUCUGUAAAAUUCGGCAUCUGAAAUCCUUCGUUCACUUUAACUUCAGUGACACAGAGUGACCACACGAGGCAGCAGCAGACCAGCAGCUCCUGUGUGGACUUUGGUGUGGGAGAGUGAGUGGUUUACAAACUUUUCUCUCAGGACCUCACAAACCCACACUUGAAAAUAACAACCUAAACCAUUAUUUUUUUAAAGGUGCAGUGCAUAGAAUUAAGGAGGCUCUAUGAACUGAAUUUGAACAGAAUAUUUACAAGUAUGUUUUGAUUUAUUUAUUAUAUUAUAGAAAAAUGCAAUAAGAACAGUUGUGUUUUUGUUAACUCAGAUGGAGCAGACGCCGACAGUCUGCUGUGUUUGUACAGGAGGCUUUUCUACGAUUGUUCGCAGCCUCCUGGUUUCUCCUACACACUAUACGUGAUAGUUGCAACGUGCAACUUCACCACCAGAGGUCACUAAUCCUACACACGGGUCACACCUUUAAGGUGACAUCAGUAGCAGAACCUCGGGCCAUGUUGUUUUUAAAAAAAAAAGAUAAACUACAGAAAUCAAAUACUUUUGCUAACAUGAGAAAACAAAAAUCCACAUUCAGACAUUUAAGAACCUUCAUUUUCACUUUUUCCUCUUAAAAACACAACAGACUUAAAGUGGAGGUUUCAGCGCCCCCUGUGUCUGAUGAUUUUCUGUGGUUUCUUUCAAACAUAUUUGUCUCUUAAAUGCCGUACAGUCACAUGACUUACAUAAGUUUAAUUGAAUAAAUACACAUGUGGAGCAUCAGAGAUCACACUUGUUUUUUUCUCCUUCGUGGGAUAUCACAUGUUUUUAAAUCUUUCAUAAGACCUGGUUUAUUUUUAGUGAAUCAGCCACAGUGUGGUUUUAAUAAAAAAGAAACUUUUUUGUUUGCUAUAAUACAACUGAAGAAUGUUUCCACUGUGUUUGUCAGGUCAGAAAUGAUGAUGAAAAAUUAAAAGUUUAUUAUUUUUGAACUUGA
Solea solea (common sole) is the source of this 3227-nucleotide messenger RNA. It is a transcript of the gene pspc1, whose product is annotated as paraspeckle component 1. The transcript has 10 exons. Gene Ontology annotation, biological process: regulation of DNA-templated transcription. Bases 131 to 1786 code for a protein of 551 amino acids. NCBI's taxonomy places the organism in Eukaryota, Metazoa, Chordata, Actinopteri, Pleuronectiformes, Soleidae. Gene Ontology annotation, cellular component: nucleus. The record is from RefSeq and is a predicted model, not a curated record. Gene Ontology annotation, molecular function: RNA binding.